This is a messenger RNA of Candidozyma pseudohaemuli, 738 nucleotides long. It is a transcript of the gene AYR1, whose product is annotated as acylglycerone-phosphate reductase. The record is from RefSeq and is a predicted model, not a curated record. Gene Ontology annotation, molecular function: triacylglycerol lipase activity; acylglycerone-phosphate reductase (NADP+) activity. The transcript has a single exon. Bases 1 to 738 code for a protein of 245 amino acids. NCBI's taxonomy places the organism in Eukaryota, Fungi, Ascomycota, Pichiomycetes, Serinales, Metschnikowiaceae. Gene Ontology annotation, cellular component: endoplasmic reticulum; lipid droplet. Gene Ontology annotation, biological process: phosphatidic acid biosynthetic process; triglyceride catabolic process.
AUGGUGGAGCUUGAGCGCCAGGGUGUCACAACUUUCAAGAUGGACGUGUCUGAUAUAGAUAGCGUCGUAAAGGGAAAGCAGUUCAUAAUGAGAGAGACCGAUGGUUAUUUGGAUGUAUUAUUCAAUAAUGCUGGCCAAUCUUGUACAUUUCCCGCCAUAGACGUAACCGACGAGCAGUUUAAACAAUGCUUCGAAGUUAAUGUGUUUGGCCCGAUUCGCUUGACAAGGGAGUUGGCACCGCUUUUGAUCAAUGCGAAAGGAACUGUUGGCUUCACGGGCUCCGUCAGUGGCUUGAUACCUUUUCCAUUUUCUUCCAUUUACUCGUCCACUAAAAGUGCCAUUCAUCAAUUUGCUGCCGUUUUGAGACUCGAAUUGAAACCUUUUGAUGUGAAAGUUAUAAAUAUUGUUACUGGAGGGGUAAAAACGGCGAUUCAGGAUACCAGGCCUCUACCGGAAUCAUCCAUCUACAACGUGCCCGGUAUCGAUGAGUCGUUGGAAGAAAGAAGAGCCAUGGCUGUGAAGAACAAGCCAAUGGAACCUGAAGUUUACGCAAAAAAGGUUGUCAACGACUUUGAGAAUGCGACAUGCGAUGGAAGACUCAAUGUUUACAGAGGGCACAUGGCAACGUUCUUGGGUUAUUUAUUGUGUUGGUGCCCCAGAUUCAUUGUUGAGAGAGCUCUUAUCAGGAAGUUUCGCUUUGUGGGGAUCUUCAGCUUUUUGAAAGAGAAGUAUUCUUAA